This is a messenger RNA of Oncorhynchus tshawytscha (Chinook salmon), 777 nucleotides long. RefSeq names its product BTB/POZ domain-containing protein 16-like. The record is from RefSeq and is a predicted model, not a curated record. The coding region runs from base 1 to 699 and encodes 232 amino acids. Lineage: Eukaryota; Metazoa; Chordata; Actinopteri; Salmoniformes; Salmonidae. The transcript is spliced from 6 exons.
AUGUGCCUCUUCUUGCAUGGACCAGGAAGUGGUAAGAAUGGGAAAGACAAGGCAUACAGCCGACCUGGCAGCAGCGACUCCAGCAGAGACAAACAGAAUGGGAAGAAACCCGCAGGCCCCCUGGUCCUCCAACUCUCUGUGAAAGAAGCCACCGUCACCAAAGAGGCCCUCUCCUUUGCCCUCAGGACCCUCUAUAACCCAGAGGCAUGUCCUGAACACUGGGGAGAGGGGGUGCUCUCUACCGCCGCCCUGCUGGGCCUGCCACACCUUUUCCAGAGGUGCCUAACAGAGAUGAUAAAUAAGAUCAGCUCCUCCACUGUGUGUAUCUUUCAUCGCGUGUCCUGCAAGUUUAAGGAGACCAGUCUUCAGAGAGCGUGUGAGCGAUGGUUGGAGCUUUACCUGGUGACUGAGUUGACAUGUUUCAUCUACCUGAGAGACUUACCCUUUGAACUCCUCCACAAGACCCUAAGUUCACCCAGGGUCUUUGCUGCCUGUGAGUACCAGCUCCUGAAGACAGUGCUAUACUGGGUAUUCCUACAGUUCAACCCUGCAGCUCAGAUCCUUCCCUCUCAUCGGUUCAUUAUGACCUUCUUCUCCAGUUGGCCGAGGGCUGGCGUCUUCUUGGAACAGCCUGUGGGACAGAGGUUCACCGUUCUCUUCCGGGCCCUUCGCUUACACGGCAUCACUCAGCGUGAGUGACAACGCCAAGUCCAUCGACCUUUCAAAGCUCCAUGACGUAACACUAAAACCUAGAAAACAUCAAGUCUGUUUUGCUAU